Messenger RNA from Pelobates cultripes (western spadefoot toad), 16849 nucleotides. Lineage: Eukaryota; Metazoa; Chordata; Amphibia; Anura; Pelobatidae. The record is from the annotation of a GenBank genome assembly.
AUGAGUGACAAGAAAUCCAGACAUGUUAUCUAUAAGAAAACAUCCCGUGAUAAAGCGGUAUGGCUCUUACAGUAAAUAUGAACACGUGGCAAUUUAUAAAAGAAAAACUAUAUCUACCAGUUUGAUGUAGAUGAACAGGACAAGCUGUAUCCAUAUUUUAUACAUACUGAUUUGAGCAUGCUGUAUGUCGUAUAUUAGUUGGAUUCCAUCUAUGGUUUUCUUGCAAUGCCAAGAAAGAUACCACCUAGGAAGAGGUCAUAACAUAGAUCUUGGCUGCUUCUAUGACUCCUGUAGAUGAAACAUGCCACUUCCUAUUUAAUGUUCUCUUCGAAAUUCUACUUUGGCAGAAAAUCACAGUUGUUCACCAAUUAAUAAAAUAUCAGGAAUUCACAUAGGGAUUGCAAAUGGAGGCCAAAAUAGCCAAGUUGAAAUUCUUUUGAGAAUUAAAGUAUUUUGUCCUACAAUUUGCAGUUCCUGACAUAUUUCUAACAACUGAUGGAUUGAUAAAUAACCUGGAAUUGUUUUAAACCUUUAGAUUCUGAUUAGGUUUAUGAAGGUUUUUCUUUUUUUGGUUGAACAUUUUUUCUACAUUUAAUGUAAAUGCAUUUCAGAUCUACUUCUGGAUACAUGUAAUCACUUCUGCACCAGUCUUAAUUCCGUCCGCAUUAUACACAGAUGUUCACUUUUGUUCUUCUUUGUCUACACAGGUGAGUGUAUACCUGGGUAAACGAGAUUAUAUCGAUCACGUUGAAUCAGUGGAGCCAGUAGGUGAGUACCAAGUAAUGGGCAAAUAAUUUUUAUGAUAGUGCCAUCACCAUAAACGAGAGGGAGCGCUAAAAGUAACUUGCACCCAUACUAUAAGCUUCUCCAAUUAAAGGGAGGGUCCACAGGACAAGUCUGGCUGAUCUUUGGAAAUCCCUCCUAGCCAGUAUGGUAAAGUGACAGAGUAUGAUUGCCUAAUUUGUCUUAUGGUAGUGUAGGCCCGACUUGGGGCCCUCUGUGAAUUAACCUGCUUCCCCAGGAUGCCAAACAAGCAUAGCUUCACCAUAAAAGGAAAACCAGGUACUUAAGGUACAUGCACUAUACGAGUGAUAUUUAAUUUGAUGGGCAUGUCGUAUAUACAUAUACAUAUACAUUAUGCAGUAUAGUGUCAAUCAGUGCUAAAUGUCACAGGAAUAAAUAUUAUUUAUAAGCCAAUGAAACCUCCUAAUACAUAGCCUUAUAUAAUAAUAUACAAUAACACUGAUGCCAAACAAAAGCCUUAUAUUUAGCUUCUUAGAAAUGAUAGCAUACAUUUUAUAUUUUUGGUAAACUUUUAAAAUGAUUUAAUAUUACAUAUUAAAUCAUUUUAAAAGUGUAGUAUAUAUAUUAAGUUUAGAAUAUAUAUUGUCCAAAUAUCUCAAGGCAUAUAUUUGCAUUGUACAGUUUCAUAAUGAUGUAAGGCUUAAAAAGACACAAGCCCAGCACGUUUAGCCUGUCACAUAUCUUUUUAUCCUAGUGAUACAGUUAGGAUUAUAUUUCUUGCCAAGUUCCAAUAAGAACAUGUCAUACCGUAAAUGAAACAUUUAUCUUCUAACAUGUAGAAGUACGAAACAGAUUUUAAAUAUGUUGCGUUACACUUCUUUCCUUUAAUGUUCAUCUUUUUAAAAAUGUAUGUUAUUUUUCAUAGAUGGUGUUGUUCUAGUGGAUCCUGACCUUCUCAAGGGAAAAAAAGGUACAUGUUGUAAAAAUAUUAAAAAGCAAAAAAACAAACUAAAUUAAAAUUAUGCAUACAGUCAAAUUGAUGUUUUGCCUUAUUUACCAUUAUGUUAACCCUGGCAUAUGGGGUCAUUAUAUGAUCAAGUGAUACACAUUCAGGUCUCAAUUUGAUAAGCUUUCAAAAUAAUUCAAUACUGUUAGAAACGUUCCAAAUGAUUUGUGUACUAUAUUCUAAUAGAUUUUAAUGGUGACUUCUGUAGAGAAAUCAUUUGGAAAGUUAUUCGAACAGUAUUGAAUCACGUGGAAAGCUUAUUAAAUUAGGUCCUUAAUUGGAUAACACCAUGUUUAAUAUAUAGCUUUUAUAUUGUGAUGGUGUAUUAUGUCAAAACAAUAUUUACUUUGCUUGUAGUCACUGAAUUUGCAAAACCUAAACUACACAAUUUUGCAUGUUCUGCUUAUUAAACCUUUUUAUUAUGUAUAUAUUUUCAGUGUAUGUCACUGUGACCUGCGCAUUUCGCUAUGGUCAAGAAGAUAUUGAUGUCAUUGGGCUGACCUUUCGCAAAGACCUCUACUUUGCUCGAACUCAGGUUUAUCCACCAAUAGAAGACCCCAAAACUAUCACCAAGGUCCAGGAGCGGCUAAUGAAGAAGCUGGGGAACAAUGCCUAUCCCUUCUUGAUGCAGGUAAUGUCUAAUUUCACGAGGGGUAUACUUACGGAAAAAAAACUUACAUUAACAAGCUGUAAGUGUUCUACAAUAAUGCACAGUGUCUAUUAAACCACCGAGCUCCACAGUUUUACAACUAACAGCGAUAUACCGUUUGCACCAGUAUGGUUUCUAUUAAUUUCAAAAUAUAGUCAUACAGACUACAAACACAUUUGGUGUACAUUAGAAUUUAUGAAAUACUGCAAGGAUACCAAUAUUAAGGAAACCGUAAAACUUUUUACUAAUAAAAUCAUAAAGAUUUAAUUACUUAUACAUUAUACCCCCAUCGCUGACUCUGUUCUACAAAAUAGACCUCACCUAGCUUCCCUUACUGUGCAAUGCAUAGAAUAGAAUGUUGGUAGUGGUGGUUUCAUAGUCAACUACUAAAAUAUUAAGAAUUAAAAUAUUUAUUAGACACAUUCACCAUAUUCGCUUCCUCCUUCCUUCACAAUAGAUAAUUUGGGAACUCCGUUCCUCCUGCAAAUAUUGAAGGGGAACUGAGUUUUUCGUGAGUUUCCACUGCUCUAACAGCUCUGACAGAGCUCCAUAACAGUACACCCCUUAGUGGACUUUUUCUCUAAAUAACUUAGCCAAAUCCACGGGGAUCAAGUAGUUUCCAUAGUCUUGGUAAUGGUACAUCAUCACCAACCUCUGAUAUUCUAAAUAAUAAAAGUCCUUGUUUGGCCAAUUGGCCAUCAUAUCAUAUUCCCUGCUAUUGAGCUGCAACAUUUAAUUUAAUUUUUUUUUUUACUGCCUUUGAAUAUACAUCUCUUAUGCACUGUAUGUCUUUUUCAGUUCCCUGAUUAUCUUCCAUGUUCGGUGUCUCUCCAGCCAGCUCCCACAGAUGUGGGAAAGGUGAGAUUUAUCUUUUCACUUGUUUUUGCUUUUUUCUCUAUACCUUGAAAUCAAGUAGGGUUAUAAAAUUCUUAAACACUUUUUGCUGUAAUAGUGCCUAUUGUAUGCUCCACGUUGUACAGAAAUUGCAUACAAUAAGGGGUAGGCAAACUUUGGGACUCCAGAUGUUGUGGACCAAAUCUCUAUUAAUGCUCUUACAGCUGUAAUGCUGGCAAAGUAGAUGUAGUCCACAUUAUCGGGAGUGCCGAAGGUUGUUUACCCCUGCAUAGACCUUUGGCUUGACGAUUUAGAUGUUGGCUCAUCCUUGCUCAUUCCAUGGAAAUUUAAACAAUGGGAGUCAGACUCUGGAUAACAUCUUUGUUAGACUUCAUUCUCUCUCAUUCUAUCCACAUUUCAAGUAGAACCUUCACUGAUAAUUGAUAAAAUAACCCAUCAUGCACAGCCAGUCCUGCAUUGGUUUAAGAAUGACACUGAAUGUGAUAAUUGGGCAAGUGCCUGUUGUAGCCUUUGGAUAAUCACAAUGGAAAUUCUAAAGCCGAUUACAGGCUGGCAUGCUUUAAGUGUGGCUAUGGAAAGUACAGAAGCCAUUUGCCUGACUUAAUACUGUUCAAUUGCAUUUAUCUGUUUCUCCCAGGCCUGCGGUGUGGAUUUUGAAAUCAAAGCUUUUUCUGCAACCAACUUGGAAGAAAGAAUUCGCAAAAAGUGAGGACAUAAAAGCAACACACUAAAUAAGUAAUGCCUUCAAUGUCCUUUUAAGUUACAGGCUGCAAUACAUUCUCAUUUAAAGUGGUAACACUCUUUCUUAAAAGGAAAUUCCAUUUCCAAAUACAAAUAUAAAUAAGUUAAAAUAAUAAAAUACAUCACUAUUUAGUAGAUAUACCUCCAAUGAAAACAUGCAUGCAUUAAAUUGUGUAUUUUUACAUUGAGGGUAUAUGUAAAACAGCUAGCAAUAGCUGCAGAUCUCUUGUUUGCAGCCUUUACAAUCCCUAACCUUCUUCCCCAACCCAGACUUUCUGUGGUUCAAUCACAGACUUCCCAAUGCAACUUAUUGAGAAGUCUUUGCAAGGCAGGUGCUCUGGGCAAUUUCAGCCUCUUGAAUUUAGCUCCACUGAGCUAAACAACCAGGAAGCAUUAGGAACAGUUGUCUGACAGCCAUAGGGUAUAACAAGGUUAGCUUAUAAAAGUGCCAAUUUAUGUGGAAAUCUGCACUUUGUGUAAAAUGAAAAAGAGGACACACUCCUCACUUAUAAAACAUUUCAGCAAGCUAAAGUGCUUGGGGUGUUCCUUUAACAUUUUUUUUUACAGGGUCCCAACUUGUAAGCAAGCCAUGAGCAUCACUUAUAAAUUUAAUAAUAAUAUUAAUAAUAAUGUCAAUACAUUACAUUGGGUCUCCUUUACUUCUACAUGCAAAUUUGCCCAGUGAGGGAAGAUUAUCGAACCGGGACCCAAUUCUGCAUCCUGAGAUUAGUUCAUUCAUUAAUUAAAAAUGUAAAUUAAUUAAUAUAUGAAAGUGCAUUCUUUUGCAUACAAACAUGUAAGUACGUGGUUGCUUACCUUGAUAGAGUGGGGGUACAUUUAUUGGUUUUCAAAUGAAUAUGGAAAGAAUUUGUAGGAGAGUUAUGACAAAUGAGCAAAUUACAGAUCUAAUAAUUAAUGAUCCAGGCACACAUUAUAGAUUCAUGCACUGAACAAAGCUUGUCUAGGUCCUUAGAUUCCCUCAGAUAUAUAUUUUUGUAUUUCCAGAAAUUCUGUCCGUCUGUUGAUCCGCAAGAUCCAAUAUGCUCCUGACCAGCCAGGUCCCAGCCCCAGAGCAGAGACAUCUUGGCAAUUCUUUAUGUCUGACAAGCCUCUUCACCUGACUGCAAGUCUGACUAAGGAGGUGAGAGAGUCUCUAAAGUAGUGAUGGUCGUGAAUGACUUGCAGUUCAUUCAUAAUUGCACACUAAUGCAUUGGUCCUGUUUCAGGUGUUCUACCAUGGAGAACCUAUAUCAGUGGCUGUCACGGUGACCAACAACUCUGACAAGACAGUCAAGAAAAUAGCUGCAUCAGGUACUAUAUGAUGUGUACAAGUGUCAUUGUUCUAUCAUCUACAUGCAAACAGAAAUAUUAUAAAAAAGAAAUGAAAUGAAUAGGUUUUAAGAGAAAUACUAAACUUGUAUUGGCUAAAAAGGAGUCUUCAGAGUUUGCAGGCUUCUGGCAUAAUGUUCUAGAAUUCAAAACGGUAUUUAGCCUUCUACCUUCCACAAUGAAAAGGUGAGCAACACUGACACAGAGAAUUCAUGUGCAGAACAAUGUGCUAUAAAUUCUCAGUGUACCAGUCUCUGCGAUUAUCCUACCGUGAGAAUAUACGGGGUCAAAAUCUUUACAUAGACCUAAAGAAAAGCAUUGUACAUAAAGCUGGAGAAACAAAUUGAUUUUAAUAUGGUUACAUUGUCUCUCAUACUUGACAUCACAAGGCUCGAUGGAGAAUUGUCAUCCAUCAGGAAUUUAUUACGUUAUUCAAUUACUUAUUAUAUGAAACAUGGGGGGGUGGUUGCACUCACCUGAACAUGCUUAAAUGGGGUGCUGCUGGGGGCCAUAUUAUACAAUAAACAAUACACAAGAUUCAGCGCACUCUCCUAUCUACUAAACAGCAACUUCAAUGUUUGCAGAUUUUAUUAGUUUUUAAAAAAAGUUUUUUCUAAAGGUUUUUUUUUAAAAAAACACCUAAUCUAGGCAAAACGUAAUGGGGGUUUAGUUACAUGAUAUGAUCAUACAUUGCAUAAGCCUGCCACAACGUCAAUGUUCGCCACCCAAAGAUGGAUCUUGUGUAUUGUCAAUUACUUAUUAUUGCCCCUGAUCCAAGGGAUUGUCCUGCUAGAUAGGUUGAAACUCUUAUAAAGCCUGUCUGGAGAUGGAUGUGUUUGGCUUGUCAGAGACAAUGUCUUUCUUAGGGAUUUUUGGAACUGAUUAUUAUUUAACGGAUGAGAUUUAAGGAUGUAACCACAGUUAUUAGUACAAAUUAAGAAGACCGCACAUUUGUAGCAAUUAUUUUCUUUUGAAGUCUGUAACACUCAUUAAGACGUGUUUCUCUCUUCCGUACAGUGGAACAAGUUAGCAAUGUGGUGCUGUAUUCCAGUGAUUAUUACGUCAAGACUGUAGCUUUGGAUGAAUCAGAGUGAGUAUUCUUAGUAUGAGAAAUGGCAAUAAAUGAAUAAACUAUGCCCAUGUGCCAUGUUCUGAUUCCAUAUCUUGACAGAAUUUCGUGGAUGGUCCUAGAUUAUAAUAUAUAUGAAUGAUUGAUUUUACAAUCAUUCAUAUAUAUUAUAAUCUAGAACCAUCCACACAAGGUUACAUCCACGUUGUUGAGCGUCAUAACAGUGAUGCUAUAGAAGAGCUGCAUUCUCUUGUGUUAAACUUCACAGCAUUUAUUUUUAAGUCACAGGUUAAAUGUUGUGGCAACCAUUAAAAAGCACACAGUCAAAAAUGUCAAGCUUUGUAAGAGUAACAUAAGUUGUUGUUAUGGCAUUACAUAUGGAGGAGCCUUUUAUCAAGGUGCUUUCCAUAAUACCUGCUGGGUUCGAUGCUAAGGGUAGUUAGGACUGUUAGUUUAGGCCAGGGGUUCCCAACCCAGUCCUCAAGUACCCCAUAACAGCACAGGAUUUAGGGAUUACUCUGUUUUGUCAGUGUUUUUUUUCUGUCUUUCUGAAAAAAAAAAAAAACCUUAGGCACAACUGGGUAAUCCCUAAAUCCUGGACUGUUAGGGGGUACUUGAGGACUGCAUUGAGAAUCACUGGUUUUGGCAGUACCUGCACUGAGGGUGCCGUGGUUACUAAAAUCUAUCAUUCUCAGUCUGGAGAUGCUGUGGAGUACAAUGGUGAAUACAGAAACACCGAAUCCCUAGAGGGAAUGGACAUCCAGAAUUGAGCAGGUGAGGAAAAGUUCAAACUAAACUAUUUCUUCUGAUAAUAAAAUUGUCAGAACAGCAUAGUGACAGUAGCCACUGUACAGAGGGGACCAGAGAACGAGAUACAUGCAUUUUGUGCUUGCAAGGCACUUGCACAGAGACCUUUCGCUUGCAUAAAUAUCUUUCUCUUUACCCCAGUCUGGCUAUUGCUUCUUUGCUGCAUUGUUAAUUUUAUGACGAGAAGAAAACAAGCACGGGCUUUUACUUACCUGCUUACCUGAGUCUGGACAUCCACACUUGGAGGGUAAAACAUAAAUGUAUUUCGUCUUCAUAAAUUCUUUACUUAUUUUGCACAGCUUUGACUCCUUUACUGAAGUUAUUUAAGCAUUGCUGUGGAGUACAAAACAAGUAAUUAUGGCUCCACUCAAGGGUCACUUUCAUGAUGCUCAACAUUUUUCACAUUUAUCUUUAAAAUUCUUGUCCUCUCCUUCUGGUUACACUGAACAUGUGUGCUUUCAAAAUUAACAUCUCUGCCAUACUGUAACGGACCGUUUUGCACAAAAGGGGAAAAAAACGUUUAGGCGAUAAUCCCCUUUCAGAGACAGGCACAGCUACUGUAGAAUCACCAAAACUCACGAAUUGAAUACAAGUGAAUGCUCCAAACUCCCGAACGGCAUACAAGGGAAUGCUCCAAACACUCGAACUGCAUACAAGGGAAUGGUCCAAACACUCGAACUGCAUACAAGUGAAUGCUCCAAACUCUCCAACUGCAUACAAGUGAAUGCUCCAAACUCUCGAACUGCAUACAAGUGAAUGCUCCAAACUCCCGAACUGCAUACAAGUGAAUGCUCCAAACUCCCGAACGGCAUACAAGGGAAUAAGGUAGCACUCCAAAUACACGAACAGGAACCAUACGAAUUGCUGCUAACAGGCGAACAGGAAAAGCUCCCAAGCGGCUUACACUCCUGGCAAUCAGUCCUUAGCAGCAUACAGUAAAUCCCCCCAAGAACGAGACAAAGCUCUGUGUUGAGGGUCAAGCAGUGGUCUGUUUAAUGAGGGCUACCUGCCCGGCUUUUAUGCAGGUCUCCCACCUGGUGGACACUCCCCUAGGGGACCAAAUGGGAGACUGUGACAAGGGACAGACAAGUAUACAAAAAGGACACACAGUCACAGUAUAUUCCCAAAAUGCAUCCUGGCUUCCUCCCCUCUGCCCUGGGAGAUAAUUGGGAAGUAACUCAAUUAUCUCCCAAGUCAAAGGCAAAACUCCAUUACACACGUGGGAACACAAAACCAGCAUUAUACUUUAAAAUGCACAAAGUAACAUUUACUACAUAAAACACAGACAUGUAACAUAUCCCCAGAUAGCUCAGGUCUGAGUGCACAUUAUUAGGUGAAUGGCACUCAGACCACACGAAUGCAGUUUAAUCGCCAUGGAGCCAAAGUCUUUAAUUCCACGAAUAGGCUCCAUGGCAUAGCUAUCUGGGUUAAAACAUUCCUCCAACAUAAAAUACCGAAUUUACAUGCAUUCGUUCAAUCCGUGCGAAUUUGAACCAGGGGUUGGAGGUUCAGCGGUGCCUGCACGUAAAAGUGUCCGGGUUUGGUGCAUGAAAGCCGGGCAGACAAGCGCUGGCUGCCCGGGGAGCUCCAGAACACCGCCAUCGUGUGGCGGCUAAGUGUAACCGCGACCACCCAGUAACAAUCAAUUAAGCUGCGGUUAACCGCAGCUACUGGGUGGUCAAUUGUCGGCACACGCUCGUUAAGCCGCGGUUAACCGCGGCUUCAGGGAGGUAAAUGGAGGGCGCACUCCAGCUUCUGGGUGGCCAAUUAAGGUCGCCGGCCGGCUUCCCACGGCUCUGGGGAGGCUGAAAAGAGACUGUUUGUUUGGUAGAUGGAAUCUACCGAGCGGCUGUGCAGAAAGGGAGAAAUAAAUCCUUCUGCACAGUAAAAUUAACCCUUUAGCUGCCGGUCCAUAAUCCAAAGGCAGCAGGCGGGCAACCAGGCUCCUCCAAUGCAAUGUGGCGAGAUUGGUUUCGUCACAUCUCUCAACUUUUCCAAACAGACUAACAGGGUAUCUGACCUCCUGCCGGUCAGUGCCCUUGUUAGUCCAGCAGCCCACCCACAAAACAUAAUCAGCAGCACAGCCCACCCACAAUAAAUGGUUACUACACCUGGGUAAAGGAGAAGCUUGUCCAUGUCCAGGUGCCUCACCACGGCUGUGCUGGGUACGGGUACGCUGACUUGGUGGGUUGCUGCGUGGGCAGAGACCAGCGGCACUCUGCCCUGUUGCCAACGCUACUGGGAGGGUAGCCUGGUGGAAGCCUGGUUGUUGGAGGGGGAGACCGACUGUCUCCCCUUUAAAUACACCGCUCUGCUGCUGCUGCUGGAGACUGACUGUCUCCCCUUUAAAUACACCGCUCUGCUGCUGCUGCUGGAGACUGACUGUCUCCCCUUUAGAUGCACAGUCCUGCUGCUGGAGACCGACCGUCUCCCCUUUAGCUGCACAGUCCUGCUGCUGGAGACCGACCGUCUCCCCUUUGGUUACCCAUCUCUGCUGCUGGAGGGGGAGACUGAUUGUCGCCCCUUUGGCUAAACAGCCCUGUCGCUGGGGGGCAGGACCGACCGUCCCUACCCCCUGUGCUGGCAGUGUAGAGACUACGGUCCCAUCUGCACGGUUGUGGGGCUUACUGUCUCCCCUUUGUACAUUAAGCUGCAGCUGGGGAGAGGGGGUAACAAGCUCCUCUCCCAUACAAACUUCCAGCUGUGGGGGAGGGAGACCGACUGUCUCUGCUCCCAAUACAGAGUCCUGCUGCUGGGGGAAGGAGACUGGGCUCUCUAUUCCCGGUAGGACACUCUGCCGCUGGGGAAUGGAGACGGGGCUCCCAAUUCCCAAUGAUCUGUGCUGCCGCUGGGGAAUGGAGACUGGGCUCCCAAUUCCCAAAGCAUCAUACUGCCGCUGGGGAAUGGAGACUGGGCUCCCAAUUCCCAAAAAAUCACGCUGCCGCUGGGGAGGGAGGACACUGCUCCCCUCUCCCUGGACUUCCCACUGCCUUCCCGGCAUAUCACUUGGCUGCUGGGGGGCAGGAACAACUACCUCUGCCCACUGUAACUCAGCCUGCCGCUGGCAAAUCCGCUUGGUCCCAAGUCUGGCAUCCUCUGGGCGGCCACAGGGGUGGACAAGUCUGUUGUGGGGUACGGUUGGGGAGUAUGUGAGUGUGUGGUGUUGCACCGUCGUGUGUAUUAGAGUUGGUACAUGUCCUGCGUCUAUUUACGACGCCUGUAUGGUCUCUGUAGUGCUGUAGGAUAAUGGACCAUCGUCCCGGGUGUUUGACCGUGUGGCCCGGCCUGUAAGGGGGCUGGGUCUAUUCCGGGAGUUGUGUGACCCCUGGCAGGUGGGGAUUCCUGUGUCCUAUGCCUGUGGUGGUGUCGGGCUUUCCGUCUGCGGCGGCUCAGUCCGCUUCGCGUCUAUGUGUAUUUGUUAGUACUAUACGUAGUCCUUGGUCUGUUAUCUCCUAAGUGGCUAUGUACUCGGAGCGCUUGCUCCGUGCCUUUUUUUUUGUAGUGAGUAUGGGUCUCUGAGUGCGUGGAGCGGCGGUCCGUGCCCGGGCUGCCUCUUUUGUCCGUUAUCGGCUCAUGUGUGUUGACUGGUUUGUUUGAUGCCGGCUUGUGCGGGGCCUAGCUGUCUCAUGAGGUGGGGAUGCUUUGGCAUGGGGUGCCUUGUGAGUCAUAUCAGGCCUGUGGGGUUCCUUCGUUUGGUUUGGGUGUAGCUGUGAUUCACUAGCCCAUGGCUUGUCACCUGUUGCCGCAAGGUAUGGGACGUUGGUGGGGGUGUGAUAUGUCCGGGGGAGGGCCCCUAUGUCACCAAGCUUCAUUCGGUAGCUGUGUUGUCGUCAGAUACUUGCCUUGUGCAGGCUGUAGAACCUGGAUUGUUAUCUGGUGCGCUGCUCUGGAUCGACCUGGAGGCUGGUGUGAGUUAGUGUGUUUGGGUUUCUAGUGUGUGCCGAACAUCGCGCGUUUAUCUAUGAACAUCGUACAACGUGCCUUUCUGGCUCCUUGUUGUAUUGUUCCUGCUUACGUCUAACUAUUCGCUUUGUGUGACCGCUGUCCCUAUGCAUGCCUUUCCAGGUUCUCGUCCCCCAGAUGUGGGCGUCGAAUGUCCCUGGUGUGCGUGUGUGAUCCUACAUCGGCCUUUCUUGGCGGCUAGAUGGAGCCCUGGCUUCCUUCACCUUGAGCUGUGUCGUGUCCCUUCGCCUGGGGGUUUUGACUGUGUUUGCUCCUUUGUUCCCUCCCUCCCUUUUUUUGUUGUGGUUGUUGUUGUACAAAGAUACAGAUUUUUGUCGUCACUGUCUUUGUGUAUAUUUAUUUCUCUCCCUCCUCCCCCGACCUUUUAAUAUGGUUCCCUUCUCCCGUCCUUCUCUCUCCCUGUCGUUGUACUGCUGCUUGUUUUCUGUCUGUUCCCCCCCCCUACUCCCUGCUGUCCCCUCCCCCUGGUGCUCCCCCCCUUUUCCCCUUCCGCUUUCCUUUGUCUCUCCCCUCCCCUUCCCAUCUCGUUCCGUGGUUUUCCAUCUUACCCUUGCGGUUCAUGUGGAUCCAGUUUCUUAAAGAAGGGGGGAGUUUGAUCUGAUUUUUAGACCAAUUUAGCCAGCACUUGAUGGAUCUUAUACUCUACAAUUACUGGGUGCAAUAAGCUGUAGCUUUCUAGAUUAAGAACUGAGAUACAUAGAGGAAGUGUAUCAGAAAUACAAAAAUACGCAUAUAGUUUUAAUUGCUACAUUGCCACCGUAGAAACACUCUUUCAGUUCCAUUAAAGAUUGUAUUAGCAUGGACUUAACUACGUUCAUUGACAUAUAAUUUUGGUUACUUUUACUUUAUUUCCAGCAAAAGAGUGGCAUCCAAGGGCACCUACACGCACACCUUCUCUCUGCUUCCAAUACUGGCCUACAAUCGAGAGAAACGAGAAAUAGCCCUGGAUGGGAAACUCAAACAUGAAGACACCAACCUGGCCUCCAGCACGCUGUGAGUGGGUAUUAAUGGAAUUUAUCGUACUGUGAGGUGGUAAAUUCUAUAGCAUACAUUUCAAAGGACAAGAACAGAGUUGUUCUAGAAUAGAUAUGGCCUUCUUUCCAUUAAAGAGGUAAGGCAUAAUAUUUUAGAAUGGGCAUAGACUUCAAAAAAUGGGUCAUGGACACAUACAGGGACAAUGCCCUUCCAUCAUCCCAAAGUACCAUGCCAAUGGAGGGCAAUAUCAAUUUCAUUUAGUAUUAUUUAGAGGCCCUACAUCCCAACCCACCAAGUACCAUGCUUGGAAGCCAACUCCCCCGUCACUAAUUAUUCAUAGCUACCCCCCCUCCAACAUGCCAUACAUGAGAAUACUCCACACCACUCCAACGUACCAUGCAUGAGAAUACUCCACACCACUCCAACAUACCAUGCAUGGGAAUACUCCACACCAACUUACCAUGAUUGAGAAUACUCCACACCACUCCAACAUAAUACCAUGCAUGGGAAUACUCCACACUACUCCAACAUACCAUGAUUGAGAAUACUCCACACCACUCCAACAUACCAUGAUUAAGAAUACUCCACACCAAUCCAACGUACCAUGCAUGGGAAUACUCCACACCACUCCAACAUAUCAUGCAUAAGAAUACUUCAUAUAACCCAAGAACUUCAUCUAAAUAAGUGCGCAAUCACCUUCUCUUUUUUCAAUUCCUGUUUGUAAAUGUAAAUGAGUGACUAUACACUUAGGUGAUUUUUCUGUAUGCUGCACUAUUUUGAUUUGUGAUAUUAUAUUAUACUCCACACCACUCCAACGUACCAUGUAUGAGAAUGUUUAUAGGCGGAGGGGCAUAUUUUUGAAUUUAGUUAAAGUUGUUCAUUAUUUACACAUGCUUGGCUUUUAGCAGUAAACUUGGGUAUUGCCUGAUUUUAUGCAGCCAAUCAGAUUGAUCAGAACUAGAGCAAUGGUAAUGAAAAUGUGAAUAUAGGCGUUAUAUUGGACAUGAAGGAGUUAUUCUGAAUUUGUUACAUUGAAUAAAAUAUUUUUUAAAAAUUGUUCAGUAGAUUUCAAAGUAUGCAGUCUUCCAUUAUCUUAAGGUUGAGAACUUUUCACUUGUGCUCACAGUGUUUCAGAAAUGUACGAUACAUCUAUGUGCACCCAACUGCAGUAACUUAUACAUAGUCCUUCAGAGUCCGUUAAAUAUGGGUUUAUGUGAUCUAAUCUAAGGGAGUCAGUGUACCAAGGUCAGACUUUUCUAGUGGAAAUAAACAUUAAAUAAAAUAUAUUUAACUUCUAUGUUUCUCUCAACAGCUUGAAGGAGGGGAUUGAUCGUACUGUUAUGGGAAUCCUGGUAGAUUACAAGGUUAAAGUCACUCUCACUGUUUCUGGGUAGGUUACAAUUCUGUAUGAGCUGUGAAAAUGAAUGAUUCACUCCAUGAUUAUGCAGCAAUUGUUACAAAAAGAAUCAGCAUGCAUGAGUUAAUCUGAAUUAAUGCGCAUUAACUCAGAGAUUAAGAUUUGCACCCCAAUAUGGUGUGACUGUAGGCAGCAAGUCGUACAAUGUGUUCCUUAUAUAUUAUCCAAUUAAUCUACUUUUCACAGAAUCAUAUUAAAAUGUGCAAUUAUUGUUUUAAAAGAAAUCUGUCUUAAAAUAUUUAUAAAUAUAUGUGGUAUGUAUGAAAAGAUUUCAUAGCAAAGAUUUCUAUAUUCAAUGUAUGAGUAAUUGCAGGAAUCAAAGUAGGCAAAUUCAUUUUUUUUUUUAAAUGACAAUGUUUCUUUGUAGUUGAAGUUUAGUUUAAUAUAAUUUUUUUUGUCAUUAAUGACAGCCUGCUGGGUGAUAUGACUUCCAGGUAUGUUCUAAAUCACUAAGGUUUAUAGUAGCCAAACAUCUGGCGGCAUCAGAUGUGGACUGAUGUAUUUAAAUCUACUUCUUAAAAAUUAAUACUUCUUAUAAUCCCCAAUACAACUUGAAAGAGGUACACCACAGUCAUGGAAAUAAGCUUAGUAGCUUGUCAUAAAGGAUUUUCCAUUAGAAAGGCUACCUAUACCAUUAUCACAUUCGACUUGUUCCACGUACAGGGCAAUCAGUGAUACCCCUCAUCAGAGCUGAUUCCCCGCUAGAUACAGUGAGCAGUUUGGAUUGUCCCACUGUGGUUAAGUUACAAACUUGUUAAACCCUUUUCUGCUUAUUUCAUCAUAGGAUUGAUAAAUGUCUAUUGCUCACCGUAUCAAGAAAUCAUUUUAACAUGUUAUUUCUUCUCCACAGUGAGGUGUCUACAGAACUUCCUUUCAUCCUUAUGCAUCCUAAGCCAGAUGGAGGUAGUAAGCAAAUGUUCUUUUCAAAUACCCAGUAUGGGCAAAAUAUGUCAAUCUCUAAACUUUGUGUUUUACUAUAAUUUGACGUCUGCAUGGUACUCUGGCCAAAUAACAAACUGUUGGUAGUACACAUAUCAGGUCAGGAACCACCUAGGAGGUGUAGAAAUCCCACUAAUAUUCCAACAGCCUAUAUACUCUGAUUAUCUUGCAAAUAUACUCAUUGAUACAUGUACCAAUUUAUGAUGCCCUGGCUUUGGGCAUUAUAUAAGAAUAGUUAUGAAACAAUUACAAUCAAUUUCUGACGAAAAUGCAACAUGUUUCCAACAAUACUGACCUAAAUACAGCAACUGUUUAUAACAUGGAAAAACAGUCUUCACAUUUCCUAUUCAAUACAGUGGGGUGCAAUAACAGUAGAUCUAUUUUCUUUCUUUAAACUGGGGCUGAUCUACAUUAGCCAUCACAAUACAAUGACAGUAUAAUACAAUUUUAUUUAAAAUACCGUGCAUAUAUACAACUAAGGCAUCAUGAUUUAAAUUAAUUAUCCCCCAAUAUAACCCAUAAUUAAUUACUGAUUACAUUUAUGCUUAUUUAUAGAGAUUCUGCUGCAUAUAGACAUAUGGAGUUAAAAAAUUUCAUUUUUCUUUUCCCCGUUACCUGCGCUGCGUUGGUAUGAUGACAGCUAAGGAAAGGUGAGAAUUAAAUGCAAAUGGCAACAGUUUUGCCUUGUUUUGGUACACCUUACAAGCAUGCCUCUUAGGGACUCAGAUGCUUAUAUCCCUUUGUCUAUAUCUAGUAACUCUGAAUUGGGUGUGUAUAGCAGUAUGAUAGACAUGCCCAGCUUUGAAAUGACUGUGUGUUUGAUGGUAACCCCAACAGUGAAUAAGUCUAUAUUUUAAAACCUUUUAAAGAUAACCUGUCACAUUAGAAAUUCUAAACAGUCCAGUAGCAAGCUAGGAAUUAUAAUUUAAUGUAAUUCUAUUAAAGGUAACACUUGUAUUGUGCUAUUUUUCAGUUCCUGUUAGCAUAUCACACCGUGACGUGUCCAAAGCAAAGAUUUUUGCUGCCCUGGGCAAAAAAUAUUUUGCUGCCCCAUAUGCUUUGCUAAUGGUGUGACAUCACACAAACCAUUCCCCCCCCUCUCUUACACUAUGGUGAGACAUAAUGUUCCACCACACAAUCUCACUGGCACACACACACAAGUUCAUACUCACAAGCUAUUACACAUACAGGCUCACUACGCACAACUUCAGACACACAAAAGCUCACUACAAACAAGCUCACGUAUGUGUGCACAGACAAGGUAACUACAGGCAAGUUCACAAACCUAUAAAUACACAAUCUCACUGGCAUGCAUACAUUCACUGACACUCUGCAGGCUGUUUAGAGAAUAAACCCAAGUUUACCAUUGUUUCAGAAAGUAGACUGCAGCUGCGUUCAAAGUGCAGUGAAGAGCCUACUAGAACAAAUACUCUAGCCUACCACUUCUUUCCUUCAUCCUUGAUGCUUCCCUCUCACAUGUAUGUCCCCACACAGAGGGCAGGGAGCGGGAGCGCAUGGACACUGUGCCCUCGCGCUGGCUAAUGGAAUGGGUCGGAUGCAGUGUGGUGUGCACCCGGCGCCGGUGUCCAGAAGAUAGAGAUAGUGCAGCACUGUGUGAGUAACGACUGUGCGACGGCCAUUGGCGCCUGGCUGCCAUCCUGAUCCCAUCCUUCACUUUACUGGGUCUCAGGCCAGUUUUACCAUCCAUUACUGGUUAUGCAUGGGUGGUCCAGUCACCCAGACAUUUUAGCCGCUGGCCCACCAUGGGCAACCCCCCCAAGCGAACUGGGGGCCUAGGCCACUGCACACCCUGUACGGUGAAUGUGUGUGUGUGAAUUAACAGCAUGAAUGAAACAUUGCUCAGGUACCUCAACCAUGUAAAUGUUUUAGUCUGGUAAAAAUUUAAAUGUCACCAACUACCUCCUAUAGUAAUACUGGUGUUAGUUACUGCCAAAUGCAAUAUAGUUUUACAAGAACUAAACUUUUUAUAACCGAGCACGCAGACUAUACAUUUCAUUGAAUAAUGGGAGCAAUGAGUAAAGUAUAGGGAUCAUCAUAGUUUCUAAGCUUGUUUUAGUAGAGCCUUCUUCAACUCUUCCCCUUUCCAUAAUUGUAAAGCACAGGGGAAUAUGUUACUACGAAGAAUAAAAAAAGGAGGAGCUGUGAGGUAGUAACACAUCUCAAUGAGUAGUUGGGAAUUACAUAAUUUACUCCAGUCCUAUGCAUUUCCUUCAUUUUCCUUUGUUGAGCAGUGAGCAGGAAGAAGACAUGGUUUUCGAAGAUUUUGCCCGGGAAAAUCUCAAGGAUGAGUUGCAAACAGAAGACAAGGAGGAAGAGGACGAUGAUGAAAAAUGA